Molecule: messenger RNA, 1639 nt
Organism: Halichondria panicea
Lineage: Eukaryota; Metazoa; Porifera; Demospongiae; Suberitida; Halichondriidae
Product: kelch-like protein 18
Exons: 4
Coding region: 142-1500 (452 amino acids)
Molecular function (GO): protein binding
Source: RefSeq, a predicted model, not a curated record
AUAUCAGAACUAUAACUUACACGUGACUCUUUCCCUUAUGAUGCAACUUUUGAGGCGUGGCUUAAACCAUUAACUUUUUAGGGGCGUAGCUGGAUGUAUGCAGAAAAAAGAAGAAGUGUACACUGCACUGUGUGAAACAAGAUGUCAGGCAUAAUAGCAGACAUUGAGGAAGUUUAUGCAGCUACUUCUGAUGCUCGCGGCAAGUGGCGCAACAUUCUAUUUUCUUUGGAGGUCACCACAGCUACAAUCAACAGCAUAGGUGUUGCAGGGAAAAACAAUCCUGAUAUCUGCUAUCGAGAAGGGUUAGUGGAGUGGUUGAAAGGUGGGCAGAGAAUCUGGAAAGAUGUGGUUGAGGCGUUGUCCACUCCUACUGUGGGUUAUGAAGGUAUUGCAAAGGCGAUAGAGAAAUUGCAUAUCCAGUCGGCGGCUGAUGAUACUGCUGACAAGACGUCCAUUGACAACCCACUUGAAGCUGCAUCACCAGAACAAUUAUUGGAGUCGGCAGUGGAGGAGCCAGAGCUGGACGCAGAGAUCACGAAAGACGUGUCAUCUACGGUGGAAAUGCCGUUGAGACCUCCACUCACCCUAAAAUGGAGAAAAGGAAAAAAGCAAACACCAAACAAGAUGUCUGGCCCUAUACAAAUUGUUCUCAUUGGUGAAGAUGUGUACAUUGGUGGAGGAUACACGGGUAUUUUCAACGAUAGUGACGACUCUACAGUAAUGAAGAUUGACGUCCAGCGAGAUCAAUGCUCCAAAUUACCAGAGUACACUGCAAAAUGGUUUGGUAUGACUACACUCGAAAGCAAACUCGUGGUGGCAGGAGGAUUCGAUACUAAAAGGCGUAAACCAACCAACGAGAUUGGUGUUUUCGACUCAGGAAAAUGGACGAAUCCAUACCCAGCUAUGCGCAGCACCCGUCAGACACCCACUGCGGUCUCAUUCAACAAUCAUAUCAUUGUUGCUGGUGGACGUGACGAUCAAGACAGGCGUAUUUCGUCUGUGGAAGUGUUAAACGUAGCAUCAAGAAGAUGGCACACUGCUCAGUCUAUACCUAGCCCACGAUCACGAAUGAAACCAGCUGUUAUCGGUAACGUCCUCUAUCUGACGGGAGGUGUGGAUCACAGCGGCUCUCCAGCCAAGACAGUGCACUAUGCCGACCUUGAUGAGCUUGUUGAGAAAGCAGUUUCCAGCCAGGAUGCACCCAGCAUUUGGCAAGCACUCAAAGAUACUCCACUCGAUUUUUCUGCUCCUCUUAAAGUCGGAAAGUCGCUACUGGCCAUUGGAGGACGUGAUGGCAUAAAUUCGAAGCCAGCUAUCUAUCUCUACUUGCCAGAAUCCAAGAAGUGGGUGCUUGCGGGAGACCUUCCUACUGCUCGAUACAGUGGUACGUCCUUAGCACUUCCAAAUGGAGAGAUCAUACUUGCUGGAGGCCAGACUGGUACCAGUACAUCGACAUACAUCAGUACCAUUAACUUUUUCUCCAUUACUAAAUCGUAUUAACUGAUUCGUGCACAAGAAAGCUUUGUCGUGUGCAUCAUGCUAGUUAGAUGGCAUAACCGUUUAGACAUAAAAAGACUUAUUUAAUAGAAAUCUAUGUUCUGUAAUAGUUGUCUGCCUAAAAUAAUGUUUACAGAUCUCA